AUUUGCGGUGUAGCCGAAUGAGCGUCGCGACCUACUCGCUCUGUCUGAUGCGGCGGUUGGGUGUCACAGAAGUCCGGGGAUUCACGUUGUUCCAUCGGGCCUACUUCCAUAAUUCUCUCUGUAUUGAUGAAAUACUUUUCUCUGAAUAGUUAGACAAAUAUUAUCGAUUAACGCUCAGAAUUUUGCUGGAGAAACUGUGGGCGAGCCAAAUCUGUGUGUAUUUUCCCCAUAUUGUUCUCAUCGAAAGCAGGAAGGUGCCGUGGAGGGCAUAGUGACUUGUCAUGAACGAGCCCGUAGAGAGCGGUGUAGUCUCGUUUGACGAGUACGUGCGUCAGAAGGCCCGCAGUGUGCCCCAGCACCGUAUGAAGGAGUUCCUGGAGUCUCUGGCCAACAAGGGCCCCGAGGCACUGCAGGAGUUCAGCCAGCAGGACGGUGACACCACCACCAUGGUGUACCAGCAGGGGGGCAACUGUGUCUACACAGACAGCACUGAGGUGGCUGGCUCGCUGCUGGAGCUGGCCUGUCCGGUGCAGGUGAACUCUGCACAGAUCUCACCCCAGAUGGCUGCUGGUGUGCACCAGGGGUCUGAGCAGCAGAUACAAGUACAGGUGCAGAUCCAGGGACAGCAGGGUCAGACGGUGGACCUCCAGGGCAUCCCCACAGCAGCACAGCUGGUCCAGCAAGGAGAGCUCACAGAGGAGCAGCACCAGCAGAUCCAGGCCCAGUUGGUGGCAGCGGUGUCAGGAGGUCAACAGAUUAGACUACAAAGCGGUCAACAAAUCCAGCAUAUUCAACUACAAGGGGGCCAGCAAAUUCAGCUCCAAGGAGGUCAACACAUUCAGCUUCAAGGGGACUUACAGGGUGGCCAACAGAUUCAACUUCAAGGGGGUCAACAGAUCCAACUUCAAGGGGGUCAACAGAUCCAACUUCAAGGGGGUCAACAGAUCCAACUUCAAGGGGGUCAACAGAUCCAACUUCAAGGGGGUCAACAGAUCCAACUUCAAGGGGGUCAACACAUCCAACUUCAGGGGGGGCAACACAUCCAACUUCAAGGGGGGCAACAGAUCCAGCUACAAGGCGGGCAACAAAUCCAGCACAUUCAGCUACCAGGUGGUCAACAUAUUCAAUUACAGGGUGGGCAGCAGAUCCAGUUCCAGACAGUGGAGGCCAUGUCUCCUCAGCAGCAGCAGGGCUCUCCCCGGGAGGCAGAGAGGAGAGCGGGCACCAGCGUCCUCCAACCUGCCAAGAAGCGCAAGGUGGACGUCCCCAUCCAGGUGUCGUACUCCCUCCCUCAGGGCCAGCAAGGCCAGCAGGUGGUCCUGGCCCUCCCACAGGGGCAGGGGCAGCAACAGCAGUUCCUGUCCCUCAGGCCCGACCUGCUUACUGUGGACAGCACCCACCUGUACAGCACCACAGGUACCAUCACAGGUCCUGCCGGGGAGACCUGGACCAUCCCUGUGUACUCCGGGGGGCAGCAGGGUGGCGUGCAUCACAUCACCAUCCCCCAAGAGGCUUACAACACGAUGCAGGUGUCCUCCUCUGGUCACCACGACAACAAGGACAAUAGGGUGGCCCACUCCUCGUCGUCGGGGACUGGGUCCGUCCAGUCGGGCGCCACGGUGUCAGUCUCCGAGACGACGACGAACGAGGAAGUGGUGCAGACGCUUUUCCCGGCGCAGUUCAUGAACGGGAACAUCCACGGCCCGGUGGUGGUGCAGACGGUGGGAGGGGCUUACAACGCCACGCAGCAGCUCCACAUCUGGGACCCCCAGCAGCAGCAGGAACACCAAGAGCAACAGCUCCACCUACAGGGUCAUGUGGAGUCAGAGUCCCAGGUGGAGGCCCCCCAGGAGCUGCUGCUUCCCAUCUCCCUGAAGCCUGAGGAGGGCAUGGACGUGUGGCGCCUCUGGGUCCAGCGCAAGAACACAGAGCUGGACAAGGACGAGCAGAACAAGCUGGCGCCCAUCGGACGUCGUCAGGCACUGCGCUUCCAGGAGGACCUGGUGUCGAGUGCAGUGGCUGAGCUCAACGUGGCUCUGGCCCUUAUGACCCAAGAGGCCCGAGGGUUGGAAGGAGAACAGUUUGAGCCUGACGCCCUCUACUACAUCUUCCUGUGUAUACAGAAGUACCUCUUUGAAAACGGACGAGUGGAUGAUAUCUUCUCUGACCAGUACUACACACGCUUCUCCCAGUGGUUACACAAAGCCCUGGACGAGUGGAGGCCUGUCAUCCAUCCACUAGGGUACAUCAUUCCCAGUCAUGUGACAGAGGAGAUGCUGUGGGAGUGUAAACAGCUGGGUGCCCACUCACCAGCCACGCUGCUCACAACACUCAUGUUCUUCAACACUAAGUAUUUCCGUCUGACAACGGUAGAGCAGCACAUGAAGGUGGCCUUCUCCAAAGUGCUGAGGCACACGAAGAAGAACCCGUCCAACCCAAAGGAUAAGAGCACCAGUAUCCGCUAUCUGAAGGGCCAUGGGCCCUUAGGAACACACCAUGCAGGGCAGAAAGUGACCGAUGACAUGUAUGAGGAGCAGACUGAGGAUCCUGAGAACCCUCUGCGAUGCCCAAUUAAGCUGUAUGAUUUUUACCUCUUCAAAUGUCCCCAGAGUGCUAAGGGGCGUAACGACGCGUACUACCUUACGCCAGAGCCCGUCGUGGCGCCCAACAGUCCCAUAUGGUACUCCACUCAGCCAAUCACAAGUGAGCAGGUGGAGCACAUGCUCACACGCAUUAUCAUGGUGCGGGAGAUCCAGGAGGCCAUCGCCAUGUCAUCGGCCAGCAUGCACUGAGCCCGGGAGGGGAGGAGGAACUGAAAUGGACACACUAACCCCUGAAAUCAGCCCUCCUCUCUCUCUCAAACGUUAAUCUUUGUGGUACCUCCUUCACUCAGUAACUAACUCUAAGGACCUCCAGUGGCCUCAGUCUCAACCCAUCACACCUGCCAACCAUAGGUGUGGGGGAGCGACCGAUAGUGUUUACAGAGUGGACUUAUGGGCCUUUUUUUAAGGAAUAGACUCCUGCGUUUAUUCAUCUAAUGGCACUUAUGUCACCCUCAAUGCUGUUAUCUUUUUUGGGAUGGUCACACCACUUCACCUAACCCCCCACCUCACUUCACCAUAGAAUUGUUUCCUGGACUGAAGAGACGAGUGAGAUGGAUUUUGACAGUCACUAAAUCAGAGCUCAUCAUGUACUCCUGUAGGCCGUUGCAGCCCCCAAUAAAGAUGAAAUGGUCAGAAAUGGAUGGUGAAAUAUCGGAUAUAUAUUCAGUCAUAUAAAUAUAUUAUACAUAGUGACUUCAGAAAGUAUUCGUACCACUUGACUUAGUCCACAUUUUGUUACAGCCUGAAUUAAAACGUAAAUUUUUUAAUCUCACCCUUCUACACACAAUACCCCAUAAUGACAAAGUGGAAACAUGUUUUAGAAAUGUUUGCACAUUUUAUUGAAAAUGAAAUGCAGAAAUAUCUCAUUUACAUAAGUAUUCACACCUGAGUCAAUACUUUGUCUAGGCACCUUUGACAGCGAUUACAGCUGAGAGUCUUUCUGGGUAAAAGGCGCUGCAUGGUCAAGCCAUACAGCAUUUACUGCGACGCGGCCUCCGCAGAAGUCAGAGCAAACAUAUUUUUUGCGCUGAGCUGUUGUCAAGGAAGUGAGUUUGUUUAUACAGGACCUCUCGCCCCCACCUACCGUCAAAUCAGUCAUGUCAAUGCGGAGCUAUACAGAGCCCUCUGCAUUGUUAAAACAUUUUGAGAGGUGCAUAGCGAUGCAGUGCGGAGCUUGAUUUGGCCUCUGCACGCCUCAGGAGACUCCGCUUUAGCAUCAAACCCUCUGACCACAUUUUCGGAUCAAGCAUAAUUUGGCUUCAAGUCUUUAAGAGCUUUCCACACCUGGAUUGUGCAACAUUUGUCGAUUAUACUUUUCAAAAUUAUUCCAGCUCUGUCAAAUUGCUGGACAGCCAUUUUCAGGUCUUGCCAUAGAUUUUCAAGUAGAUUUAAGUCCAAACUGUAACUCGGACAUUCGGUAACCAUCACUGUCUUCUUGGUAAGCCAUAACAAAUGGGUUGAAUGCUUAUUGACUCAAGAUAUUUCUGAUUUUCAUACAUUUGUAAAAGUUUAUAAAAACAUAAUUCUACUUUGAAAUUGUGUGUAGGCCAGUGACAAAUCUCAAUGUAAUAAUUUUAAAUUCAGAUUGUGUUACAAUGUGGAAAAAGUCAAGGGGUGUGAAUACUUUCUGAAGGUGCUGUACACUUCCCUAUGUAUUUAGUUGGAUAAUGAUUAACCAAAAAUGAUUAAUUUGGCUCUGUAUUCCAGCAUUUUGGAUUUGAGAUGAAAUGUUUCAUUUGAUUGUAUUUUCAUAUGUUUUACUGUUUAGAAAUGAAAGCACUAUGUAUCUAGUCCCCCCAUUUUUGAAGGUGUCAUAAGUAUUUUGACAAAUUCACUUGUAGUAUUAAAGUAUUCAAAAUUGUAGUAUUUGGUCACAUUCCUAGCAUGCAAUGACUACAUCAAGUGACUACAAACUUCUUGGAUGCUUUUGCGGUUUGUUUUGGCUGCGUUUUCAGAUUGUUGUUCGCAAUAGAAAUGAAUGGUAAAUGUAUUGUGACAUUUGUGUCACUUUUAUUGUAAAUAAGCUUAUGUUUCUGAACACUUCUACAUUAAUGUGGCUGCUACCAUGAUUAUGGAUAAUCAUGAAUGAAUUGUGGAUAAUGAGUGAGAAGGUACAAAGAUCAUACCCCCAAGACAUUUUAACCUCUCACCAUGACAAAUGACAGAGGUUGGCAUUUUUGUUGUUGAGGAGCAUCGUUCACUCAUUAUUCAGGAUUCGGUCAUGAUUAUCCAUAAUCUUGGUAGCAUCCACAAUGUACUGUUCAGAAACAUAUUUUAUUCUUACUUAACAAUAAAAGGUGACUCAAAUGACACAAUACAUUAUUCACCAUUCCUAUUGGGCAAAACAUAAUCUGAAACACAACCAAACUGCAAAUGCAUCCAAGUUUGUAGUCAAGUAUGAAAAUACCUUCAAAUAAAAGGUGGCAUUCUGUACUGUCGCCUCAUAACAUUUGAUGUCAUCCAAGAUGCUAGAGUAUAGGGCCAAAUGUACAUAUUUUAGCUUCACUGUCCAAAUAAAUACGUAGGGGAAUGUAUAUGGAAAUGUACCCCCUAUAACAUGUUAGCCCUCACAGGGACUCUCCUGUGCCUCUUGUCCUCCAAGCUCUCAGGUCCCAGACAGGACAGGAGCCAAGAGCAGAGUGGAUUACACACCAACAGACAUUUAAUGGGAACUCUGCUCACUUUUUUUUUAACAUGUAUUUUUAUUGCCAUUUAUGAUCUCCUGUAUGUAUUGAUAUUCUAGUGGUGUUGGAGGCUAAAUAAGAAAGUCUGUUUUUU
Molecule: messenger RNA, 5381 nt
Organism: Salvelinus namaycush (lake trout)
Lineage: Eukaryota; Metazoa; Chordata; Actinopteri; Salmoniformes; Salmonidae
Product: glutamine-rich protein 1-like
Exons: 12
Coding region: 282-2792 (836 amino acids)
Source: RefSeq, a predicted model, not a curated record